This is a messenger RNA of Tuber aestivum (summer truffle), 1901 nucleotides long. NCBI's taxonomy places the organism in Eukaryota, Fungi, Ascomycota, Pezizomycetes, Pezizales, Tuberaceae. The record is from the annotation of a GenBank genome assembly.
AUGAUUUCAAAGUUUAGCAUAGCAAUAGCGUUACUGGCGCUCACGACAUCCGCCAACGCGCUCUGGCCUAUCCCUCAGAGUUACAAGCAUGGCGAUACCACUGUUUGGUUAUCGCCGGACGUGCAAUUGGUUUUCGAUUCGCCACUCGAGGUUUGCUUCCGCCCCUUCAUAUCGGUGUCAAGUAUUCCACGCGGGACCAGGACUGACGAGUGCUUUCCCCGGUCCUAGACACAUAUAGCCACGAAAAACAAAGUCCGAGAAGCCUGGAGCCGCACCCGGGGAAUAAUAUUCCAGGAACGCUUUGUCCCCUGGAAAUUCUACCCCCGUGGGACUAAGUUCGAGCCGGAAAACGGAAUCGGCACGGUGAUCAAGAAGGUAUUCGUCGAGCAGACAUCCGUGGACAAGCCGGAGCCCGUGCGCUAUGGGGAAUUCGAUGAGAGCUACACACUCACCGUCCCCGUCACCGGCGGCAACUUUACCUCUCUGGGGCCCUAUGGAGUGGAGGCGACCCUCGGCGAAGGGGGGGAGCCGGGAGCGGUCUACAUUACCGCCGGGUCAAGCCUGGGCGUGCUGCAUGCCUUCACCACGCUUACUCAGCUGUUCUACUACUCCAACAGCCACCGCGGCGGGGUGUAUUCCAAGCUCGCGCCUGUGGAGAUAAAUGACAAGCCCAAGUUCCAGCAUCGCGGACUAAACUUGGACGUGGCACGGCAAUGGUACCCGAAGGAGGACAUCUUGAAGACCAUCGAUGCCCUCUCCUGGAACAAAAUGAACAGGCUCCACCUGCACGUGACGGACUCGCAAUCCUGGCCGCUGGAGAUCCCCGCGUUGCCGGACCUUGCGGCAAAGGGCGCGUACGCGGACGGGCUGACCUACUCGCCACAGGACCUUCAAGACAUAUUAACCUGGGGCAGGUCGCGCGGCGUGGAGGUCAUCUUGGAGAUCGACAUGCCGGGCCACACUACCUCCAUCGCGGAGGCCUAUCCGGAGCUCAUAACGGGGAGGGACAAGCAGCCGGACUGGGUUAGAUACGCCGCGCAGCCCCCCUCUGGCUCACUUAAGCUCCGCAACCCCGCCGUUAAAAAAUUCCUCACCACGCUCUUCGACGACUUGCUCCCGAGGCUCAGGUCGCACAGCCAGUACUUCCACACGGGCGGCGACGAGGUCAAUAAGAAUGUAUAUAACCUUGACGAGAACAUCAAGUCCAACGACCCGGCUGUUUUGCAGCCCGCGUUGCAGGACUUUGUCUCGCACGCGCACACCGAGCUGGGCCGGCAUGGUGUCACGCCCUUGGUGUGGGAGGAGAUGCUACUCGAUUGGAACCUAACGCUACCUAAAGACGCCAUCGUGCAGACCUGGAUGUCGGGAGAGAGCUUGAAGAAGGUGAUCGAGAAGGGUCACCGGGUAAUCGCGGGGGACUACAGUUUCUGGUACCUGGACUGCGGGCGCGGGCAAUGGCUCGACUUCCUCCCCGCUAGCUAUAAAUACUUUCACCCGUUCAAUGAUUACUGCUCGCCUAGCAAGAAUUGGAGACUCGGUAUGCCCCCCCCCGCCCCAGUGCCUCCCGCACAGCCAACUAACUUGUUCGCUUAGUCUACUCCUACGACCCAGCAGCGGGCCUAACCCAGGAACAGGCAAAGCAAGUCCUGGGCGGCGAAGUGCACGCCUGGUCCGAACAGAUCGACCCCGUCAACAUCGACAGCGUCGUCUGGCCACGUGCUAGUGCCGCCGCGGAGGUGCUCUGGUCCGGCAGGACCGACGCCGCCGGGAAUAACAGGACCUUCCCCGAUGCUUCCCCCCGCCUCGCAGAGUUCAGGGAGAGGCUCGUGCUUCGCGGCGUCGGUGCGAGUCCGAUACAGCAGUUAUGGUGCCAUCAGCAUCCAGGGGGUUGUCAGCUUUAA